AUGGAGGGAGGAGGAGGCGGCGGCGACGACUCGGUCCCUCCCGCCCCGGGGGGCCUCCUGCACCAGAUCCUGAGCCUCCACCUGGUGCCUCGCUCGGGAAACGUCACCCGAGCCGCGUGCGCCGAAUCCCUCUGCGAGUUCACAGGUAGGUUCCGGGGCUCACGCCACGCCUGCCUUCGAAGGCCCCGCGAAGGGGUUGGGCGCCCUCUGCACGUACCCGCGUCGCCUCCUUCCCCCGUCCCACUUGGAGGGGUAGGACAAGGUCACUGUGGGUGCCUCUGAAGGAAAGGGGCGCGCCUGUCCCUGGAGUCUCCAGGUGGGGGUGGGCAGGACCUGGGAAAACUGCUGCUGGUCUCACCACUCAAAGUGUGUGGAGACCACCCUGGAAAUUCCCCCAUCAGCCCCAGCCAGGAAUUCACAGCCCAAAGCCAAAGAGGGAGGCCAUCCCUUUGGCGAAGGCUGACCAAGGGUAAGCAACAGGUAGAUUGGGGUCCACAUAUAGAUUAAUCAAGGGUUUCUGACUUGCCCCCAAGAUACUUUAAUGCAUGAGACAAAGCAGCUAAUCUAUCUUUCUUACUUAAAAAGACUUAUACCCUACUUUUUCCUUCCUUAAAAAUGUAAAGGGACCCCCUGACCAUUAGGUCCAGUCGUGGCCGACUCUGGGGUUGCGGCGCUUAUCUCACUUUAUUGGCCGAGGGAGCCGGCGUACAGCUUCUGGGUCAUGUGCCAGCAUGACUAAGCCGCUUCUGGUGAACCAGAGCAGCGCACGGAAACGCCGUUUACCUUCUUGUCGCAGAAGUACCUAUUUAUCUACUUGCACUUUGAUGUGCUUUUGAACUGCUAGGUUGGCAGGAGCAGGGACCGAGCAACGGGAGCUCACCCUGUUGCGGGGAUUCAAACCGCCGACUCGGCAAGUCCUAGGCUCAGUGGUUUAACCCACAGCGCCACCUGCGUCCCCUUUUCUUCCUUAGAGUUGUUUAAAACAGCUAAUAAUUAAAAAGCAACCAUGGUCCAACUGCUGAAGCUCAAUCCGUAAUAUAAAACUAAAGGUAGUAUCAAAAAAGAACAGCACAUAAUCAUUACUUUGAGCUGUUGCAUUGGGGUCCUGCUUCUGGGCUUCCCACACUGCACCUGGUUGACCACUGUGAGAACAGGAUGCUGGACCAGAUGGGCCCUUUGGCCUGAUCCAGGUGGCUGCUCUUCUCCUCUUACUACCCUCUUCUCUCCUAUCUCAUGGCAGAGAUGUGGUAUGGCGUCUUCCUGUGGGCAAUGGUGUCGUCUCUCUUUUUCCACAUCCCCGCAGCACUCCUGGCCCUCUUCACUCUCCGGCGGCACAGAUACGGCAGGUUCAUGUCGGUGAGCAUCCUGCUGAUGGGCUUCGUGGGGCCAUUAGCAGCUGGGAUUUUAUCAAGUAGGUUGGCUGUUUGAAACAUUCCUUUGCCCCAGCUGCAUCCCAGCAGCCUAGCAAUCUCCUUGUUUCUGUGUCCAAUGACAGGACAUAUUGGGAACAAAUCUGGGAUUCCCAAUCUCAGACUCAUAAAAUCUCGCUAGAAGAGGGAGAGUUUACAUUAUAGCACUCUCUCUCUCUGUCUUUCUCCUCCAUCCCCCCACAUAACAUGACCAAUUAGGCACGGGAGAGUUUGGAAUAAUCCUGGGAGUUUUCGCAGAAACACACCCAAGACCUCAACAGCCACAUUUUGUGAGGUUUGUUAAAAAUAAAAAAGAAAGGAGGAGGAUAAAUGGAAGAGGCAGAAUGUUGCUAUAGUCAAAGAACAAAAAGAGCCCUUUCAUUCAAGCCUAUCUAUCCUAUCAAAUCUACUUACAAGUGGGUUUCUUGUACCCACAUGUGUAGGUGGUCAGAUGAGCAAUGUUGAGCAAGCCUGGGCUGUUUAAAAGUGUUUCUGACCCAGGUGGGUCCUGACUGGCUGGACAAUGCCACCUGUCAAUCACAUCUGUCAUGGAGACGGUUUGACACCUUUUGAAAGUUGAGAGGCCAUUGGGGAUUGCCAUUCUUCUCUUUGCUACCCAUCUUCCAGCCUGUGACAGCCAGAAGUAUGGCUGUCAGUGAGGGUGUAUGUAUGUGACUCCAAGAUGCUUGAUGUUAACAACAGCAGAAGCUAUUGUGCCCUGCUUUCGGACGACCCUUUGGUAUUCAUACUAGUGGUGUUGUGGUUUCUAUUAAGGCUAGGAAGCCUUAGGUAUGGAUCCCCCACUCAGGGCUGAAGCUCCAUGGAUGACAUUGUGAGGACAAAAGGGGAGGGUGAGGAAAUUGUAUAUGCUGUUCUGAGCUCCCUGGAGGAGGAGCAGAGUUUAAAAUGUGAAAACAACUGCUCACCCAGCAGGCUGCUUUUGUGUUUUUUAACUAUUGGCUUAGCAGCAUUCCUAAAACUAGGUUCUGUCCAGAUGCGGUUGCACUACAACUCCCAUGAGUCCCAGAUCAUGCUGGCUGGGGUUGAAGAGAGUUGCAAUACAACACAUAUGGAGAGCACCAGGUUGAGGAAGAAGAAAAGUGAAUGACAGUUGUCCUUCAUUUCUUUUGCUGUGUAUUAUCAAGUGAGAAGAAAGGGAUGAUGGGAGAUGAACAACCAACCUAUGAUGUUCCUUUCCCCCCUUCCUGAACAGGUGCUGCGAUUGCCGGUGUUUACAAAGCUGCUGGAAAGGACAUGAUCCCCUUUGUGGCCAUGACUUUUGGAGUGGGGCAGACCUUCGGUGUGGUGAUGAUUUCUUUCUUACGGAUUUUAGCCACCCUUUAG
Molecule: messenger RNA, 2753 nt
Organism: Podarcis lilfordi (Lilford's wall lizard)
Lineage: Eukaryota; Metazoa; Chordata; Lepidosauria; Squamata; Lacertidae
Source: the annotation of a GenBank genome assembly